Molecule: messenger RNA, 3872 nt
Organism: Polypterus senegalus (gray bichir)
Lineage: Eukaryota; Metazoa; Chordata; Cladistia; Polypteriformes; Polypteridae
Gene: cebpg
Product: CCAAT enhancer binding protein gamma
Exons: 4
Coding region: 624-1073 (149 amino acids)
Biological process (GO): regulation of transcription by RNA polymerase II; DNA-templated transcription
Molecular function (GO): DNA-binding transcription factor activity, RNA polymerase II-specific; RNA polymerase II cis-regulatory region sequence-specific DNA binding
Source: RefSeq, a predicted model, not a curated record
GGUGAAGUAUUUCGCAAUACCGGCAGGCUGACUCCCAAAACAAAUACCAGAAAGUAUAUAUUUAAGAAAAUAUAAGCAUCACAGCCUCGACGGAAAUGCAGCUUUAUUGGCCAAUGGAUUAGGUCUCCUCUGGAUAGUGACAGUAAUGCAAUAUCAACAAAAGAUGCACUAAAAAAACAGCAUUCAUUGAAUGCAAUGCAUACUUCUAUACAAUAUUCAUAUGCUGCAUUUUUAAGAGUGUGCAGGCAGGGUGUACUGGAUGAAGAAGUGAUUUGUGACAGAACAGUAACUGUAAGAGUGAAAGAUGAUUGUAAAAGAUGGCCACUUGAUGCUGUUAGUGUUUUCUGUGCUGUCUGUGAUCUUACACUUUUGAGCUGAGCAGGUGCCAUAUACCAGAAUGUUAUGCAGGCAAUAAGAAUUGAACACCACUCAGCACUUGUAACAGUUCGUGGGAGCGGGUGGAGAAAUGUGAGCUUCAUCACAUUCUGAGUCAAUGAAGUAGUUGCAUGCUGAAAGGAAAAUACUGAAAAGAAUCACAGAUUUCACAACUUUUGACAUCUUUUGUGUUUUUCAAUAAAAUCUGCAAGAUACCAGGAAGCAGUGAUAAUAGAAAGUUAGUCCAAAUGAGCAAACCACCCCAGGAGAAACCCAUGAUUGAUCAAAAUGGAGUAAGUGUCAUCCAAACACAAGCACAUGCUAGCGGUUUGCAGCAAGUUCCGCAGCUCAUCCCAGUCAGUCCUGGAAGAGGAGGAAAGGCAAUGCCUCCCAGCAAAGCGAAGAAGUGUACUCCUGAGAAAGACAGCGAUGAAUAUAGGCAGCGACGGGAGCGCAACAAUUUGGCUGUGAAAAAAAGCCGCAUGAAGAGCAAGCAGAAAGCUCAGGACACCCAGCAAAGGGUAAAUGAAUUAAAAGAAGAAAAUGAACGUUUGGAGGCAAAGAUUAAGCUUCUUAGUAAAGAGCUGAGUGUUCUGAAAGAUUUGUUUCUUGAACAUGCUCACAAUCUUGCAGAUAAUGUCCAUCCUCAAAAUACUGAUACCGCCACAAUGGGACAAAAUAACACCAAUGCUCAGUAGGCUAUAAGACAUUUUUUUAUUCUUCAUGUUUGACGUUGUGUUGUUUUUGUUAUUUGUACCCCAUCUAACCUCUAAGUAUGUUAAAUUUGAGGUAUUUUACAUUUCUGACAGCUCUCUGUUUUUUUAUUUUUUCUUUUAUUGCCCCUGAUGGUUUUGCUUUGAAUCUUUAGUUUAUUUGAUUGGUUGUUUUCAGUUUUAAACAUUUUGACUUUGUAUUUCUUGCUCCAUUAAAUCUGUUUACCUGCUGAUGACAGUUAUUAACAUGGAUUAAUAUUAUUUCAAUGGAAAGUAACUCAAAUUAUUGAAUUGACAUAGAGUAUUAUACUGUAGAUUUUCAUUUUCUUGGGCUUAGAAUUUCUAUUUGAUUGCUUCACUGAAGAUCAUUAUCCUUUCAUUAAGAGACACAUUUUUUCUUUUUAAUUUCUUUUAUUUAUAUUGUUUUUAAUGAAGUUAAAAAUGUAGAUUCUGUAGCAGGUGUUGUCAUAAAGGUUGUGCUCACAUUCACUUUUCUCCUAUCCACAUUUUGUGCAUUUUAUUUUUUAAAAACAUAUACCCAUAAAAUGGUGGCAAAACUUGGUCAAAAAGUGAGUAGUAGGUAAGUGCACAUUUUAAUUUCAGCUGUUCUUUCGUGCAGUGAUUAAGUUAGUCCUAUAAGUGAAAUAUAUGCUUAAUUAAAUUUCUUGCUUACAUAUUUCUGCUUUUAGCAUUACAAAGGCAUUGCCAUUAACCCCAUUAUUCAUUUUGGUUUUUUUUUAUUUUAGUGUUGGGCUAUUGACAUCAGCAAACCAAAUUUUAAAUGUGAAUGAAAUGUAGUCAUAUCAAUGCAAUCAUUCACACGUAGGUGUUUUUGACAGAAAUUUGGAAACAUUUAUACUGAAAUCACUAUGUAAAAAUCCAUGUUUGAGUGAAAAUUUACAUCCAUUCUGUUCUUGGAGGGUUAUAAAUUAAUUUUGUGACUGUCUUCUAAAUAAAAACCUGAACCAUCUUAAUUUAUAAAGCUUGCAAACAGUUUAGAAAAAAAAAUUUACUACAGUUUUGCAAAUACAUGAAACAUGACAUACUGAUAUAUAGAAGAAAAGGUUAUUAGACUAAUGUAACUAUUAACAAUUAGUGUGUGAUCAGCUUAGAUGCUAGUGCCAGAGUGCACUGAAGUAUUUUAAUUAAUUUGUCUUUUCCAUUCACAGUGUUGCAGUGUUUUGAUGAAUUAUUCCAGAAAAAUAAAUUAAAACAUGAUUAGUUGUGCCUUGUACCAUACCGUUUUUAUAAAGAAAAAGUACAGGUUCUGUCAUUUUUUUAUUUGAAGCUUGGAUUUGCUUAAAACAUUCUAAAUGACUAUGUUGAAAUCAGAAAGAAGAUUGGUAUAUUUGUACAUUUUACAAAUAAAUGACUGUCACAAAUAAUAAUAAUAUUAUUUGCUGUGUUUUUUAUAUAAAAUCUGGCCAUGCAACUGAUUUAUUCAUUCUGUUUACCCAUUUAAAGUUAAAAGUUUAUUAAGUGCAUACACAGACUGAAAUUUAUUAAGUUGAAAAAAGAUAGAAAACACAGUCGUGCAAAUUUACGGCUCUAUUUGGGCCUGGCCAAUUGCCCGUAUUUUGGUCACAAAAUGUUCAGGUGUGGGUCACCAUUAGGCAUACUUUAAAUGCUGGUAUAAAUUAUUCCAAACUGACCUUCAACUUUCAGAAUCCGCAUACCAGGUACAUGUAAGGCAGUGUUUCUCAACUGUUGGAUGGUUGGGUCUCAGGUUGACAUCAUUGGUUUGCCAAUGGGUUGCCUAACUCAGUGUUUCUCAACCAUGCAUUCAGCAGUGAUACACAAUAUACAUUUCCCCAUUUUUAAGUGAGCAUAUUUCACCAAGGUGAAUAUUUAAUCACACUCACUUCACCAAGGAGGUGGUUUGCAACAGGUGCUGGUGGGACGUUAAUGAAUUUAAUAAGGCAAAACUAGAGCAGUGCCUAUGAAAGCAAACCUUAAAGGGCCCUCCAAGAGACAGAAAACAUAUGAGACCCAGUUAAAUAAUGAUAAUAUUAAUUAAUAAGAUUUAUUAUUGCAUCUGGGUUUGGCAAUUUUUAGAAUAUUAUUACUUUAUUGUUAUCCUGUUGUAGUCAACAAUAGUGACAAAUCCUCUCAUCCCGGUCAGCCAUAAAUCAGUACAUGGCUAUUAGUUUGGUAAUAUUGCAAAUGAUUAAACAAAUGCAUCUACUUGGUUUUAACUAUGCUCUCUUGCUGGUUCUGUGUCUGUUGUUCUCUCUUAUUCAAUAAAACACAUUACUGCUUGAAUAGACAACAUAUGUACAAUACACUAAAUAUGCAAACCUGACCACUGUGUAAACUGUCAGUUGGCCCUAUGAUAAAAUGAUAAAGUAUGAUAAGUAUAAAGGUAUGACUUUCACAUUGAAAAAUCAACAUUUUAGGUUGAAUAAAAUAGAUUGUACUAAUGAUUUUUUUUUUUAAAUACAUCCAUCCAUUUUCUAACCUGUUUAUCUUUGUCAUGGUUUCCAGUAACCAGUGGUUAUGCUCGGAGUACAGGGCGCAAGACAGAAACCACUCAUUUGGAGCCAAUUUAGAGUUGACAGUUAACUUAACCUGCUAAUCAAAUAUGAGGAGAAACUCAUACUGUAACUGGAAGAAUAUUUAAGCUCCACACAUGCAGCAACUUUUCUUUGAAUCGAGUGUCAUUCAGAUAAUUUUAAUGCAAAUGUAUUUUUUUAUACUGUGUAUCACACAACUACCGUUUUGUCUUCAAGAAUGUAAUAAGAACUCAAGCAAAAUUACAUAUUUUAUUGGCUAACUAAAAAAAAA